UCUCUAGAUUGGGAAAGGCGGCGAAGUGAAAGUAAAAGUGAAAGUGUUUGCCAAGCUGGAUUACGCUCACCUGUUGCACCUUUUACUUUGUCGUCGUCUUCUACCCCACUACUACUUAUACCUCUCCACCGCGUCACUUGUUCGAUCGCUUACACAUUCAUCAACCCCGUCUCGCGCUCACCAUGAGUGACCUCAUUUCAAUCAAUCGGUGGGCAAAAUCGGAGUUUGCGGACGAUUUUGCGAAACUGGACAACUACAGGGGCCUUGAACUUGUUGAUACUUACACUCACGGGCCAGGACUUCGUAGGAACGUACAUUCUCCGUCUCUCGUCGUGGGCAACAUUGUCGACAGUGACAUUGCCAUCUACGCCUGGAUCAGCCCUGAUCGUGUUCAUCUGCGCCCAGCCGACCAUGGAUUGCACCAGUCUCUCGGCUUCGGUACAAUUAUUAAGGAUGACAACGUCACAUUCCAUGAGCCAUACUGUUGGAUCACCAUGGCAUAUAGCAAAGAUACCCUGGGAAGGUUUGAGGCACUCGUUCGUUAUCUCUUCCUAGCGAGAGGACGAAGGAACGCUCUGGAAGUUGAGCUUGAGACCUUCAAAGCCGACUUUCCAGGCGCUUGCCGAGAUAUCGCAUGGGGCUUGGCCAGGAAGGCUGCACCUUCCGGCGCCAUGAUCAGCGAGACUCUGGAUGUGACGAUGAACGACGGUGGCGCGAUCGAUGAAGAUUCCGGCAACACGGCCAAUACCCCAGGCACCGAUGCGGCAAACUCCGACGAGGACGACGGACUCCAGGCAUCGCCCUACAAGGACCAACUCCAGCACUUGGACCAGGCAUAUACAGAGUUCCGGGCCGGACUCACCUCCCAGAUGUCUGCAAUCAAGGAAGUCCACGAAGACGAGAAAGAGCAACUUCAACACCAAGUGCAGGAUCUAGAGGGUAGACUAGCUGUUUCUGAGCUUGAGGUUCAGUUGGGAGUCAACAAGCUUACUGAGUCUGAGGCUAUGGCAAAGAGUGCGCAGGAGGAGACAAAGAGUACACGCGAAGAGGUGAAGAUUGCACAAGAAGAGGCAACAACCUGGAAGGACAAGUACGAAGGACUGAGGAAGAUGAUGGAGGAAGCGCUUGGAAGGCAGUUCUGACGGGAGGUUCUGGUCGAUGAGCUUGGUGGGGGGAUAUGCGUGUAGGAUAGAUAUCAUGACCAUACGAUGCCCAUGACCUCUUGGGUA
This is a messenger RNA of Dothidotthia symphoricarpi CBS 119687, 1229 nucleotides long. RefSeq lists its product as uncharacterized. The transcript is spliced from 2 exons. Bases 183 to 1142 code for a protein of 319 amino acids. NCBI's taxonomy places the organism in Eukaryota, Fungi, Ascomycota, Dothideomycetes, Pleosporales, Dothidotthiaceae. The record is from RefSeq and is a predicted model, not a curated record.